ACAGCCAGCGGAGGAGUGGAAGGUCUCUGUAAUAAAUACACAUGAAAGGAACUGAGGAAAAGGAGAAGACUGGCUGGAAAAACACAGCAGAGAGAGAGUCAUUCCUCCGUUUCAUCCUGCCACAACGAGCUCUGGAUGUUUAAAUUUGAAGUACUUGAUCUGUGAGCUUUUCGAUUCCAUUUUGAACCUCGUUGACAUGCUGCAUGUGUGGAUUCAUUGGUUUCCAGUGGAGACAGAAGGAGAUAACUGUACUGUAUCCCAGCCUAGCGGAUUGGAGUGAAAGUAGUCCGCCAUAUUCUGCUUUACCACGCCCGGCAGACGAGCCAUCGGAAAUAAAACGGACACCUUCAUUCCUGUUCUAUUUAUACGUUCACCAUUCUUGCGGACUGUACCGUUGAUAGAAAAGGAUAGUGUCAGUGCAUAAAUACAAACCAAGAAAGGGCGACUGAGCACGGAGGAGAGAAUGCUUCAGGACAUGUCUUUAAAAAUGAUCUGUUGAUCACACUGAGAAGGGAAAGAAGAUCACAUCCAUUUAAGACAGCACAGAGAUUCACACUAAAGUGCUCCGGACACUUUCAACUGUCAGAGAAGGCAAGUAGAAGCGGGGGGUGGGGGGGGAAAUCAUUUCUGAAGCAUACAUUUACCUCCCCCCCACACCGCCCCCAGUCCAUUAUAAGGGCGUCCACGCGUAUUUCACCACAAGUAGGCCUGCAUGAGGGCGUCCCUGUGCCUAUUCCCGGGCCUCUUUUUGUUUUUGGGACAAUCCUAACAUCUUGAUGAACUAGGUGGACAAACUAAAAGCGGUAAAACCCCUGUGUUUGGUGAUCAGAAUGACCCUGGAAUCCAUCAUGGCGUGUUGCCUCAGCGAAGAGGCGAAAGAAGCGCGACGGAUCAACGACGAGAUCGAGAGGCAGCUCCGCCGCGAUAAGAGGGACGCUCGCCGGGAACUCAAACUGUUGCUUCUCGGCACGGGAGAGAGCGGCAAGAGCACCUUCAUCAAGCAGAUGAGGAUCAUCCACGGCACGGGCUACUCUGAGGACGACAAGAGGAGCUUCACCAAGCUGGUCUUCCAGAACAUCUUCACCUCCAUGCAGUCCAUGAUCCGCGCCAUGGAGACGCUGAAGAUCCCCUACAAAUACGAACACAACAAGCCCUACGCCAACAUUGUAAAGGAGGUGGACGUAGAGAAGGUGUUUGCCUUGGAGAACCCCUACGUGGACGCCAUCAAGAGCUUGUGGAACGAUCCUGGCACCCUGGAGUGCUACGACAGAAGGCGGGAAUACCAGCUGUCCGACUCAACUAAAUACUACAUGAACGCGUUGGACCGUAUUGCCCAGCCGUGUUACCUUCCCACCCAGCAGGACGUGCUGAGGGUCCGGGUUCCCACCACAGGGAUCAUCGAGUACCCCUUCGACCUGCAGAGUGUCAUAUUCAGGAUGGUGGAUGUGGGAGGUCAGAGGUCAGAAAGGAGGAAGUGGAUCCACUGCUUUGAGAACGUCACCUCCAUCAUGUUCCUGGUGGCGCUCAGCGAGUACGACCAGGUCCUGGUUGAGUCUGACAACGAGAACCGCAUGGACGAGAGCAAGGCGUUGUUCAGGACCAUCAUCACGUACCCCUGGUUCCAGAACUCCUCGGUCAUCCUCUUCCUCAACAAGAAGGACCUGCUGGAGGAGAAGAUCAUGUACUCCCACCUGGUGGAUUACUUCCCCGAGUACGACGGUCCGCAGCGGGACGCGCCGGCGGGGCGGGAGUUCAUCCUGAAGAUGUUCGUGGACCUGAACCCCGACAGCGACAAGAUCAUCUACUCCCACUUCACCUGCGCCACGGACACGGAGAACAUCCGCUUUGUGUUUGCCGCCGUCAAGGACACCAUCCUGCAGCUCAACCUGAAGGAGUACAACCUGGUGUGAGCCGGCAGGGAGGGUCGCCCAUGAGGAGACAGGGACGAGAACAAGGGCACCGGGGGAAAAUGCCCCCCCCCCCCCCCCCCCACGACAACACACACUGACUGGACGCGGGGGAUAUGAUCCAAGAAAAGAAAGAGGAUUUUUCGGAGAUGCAAUGAAAAACGUCACAUGGUUCCCGUGGUUCUAAUUUAUUCGCCAUUUGUUGUCCCGCCUCCGCUUGACCCCUAAAGGAGGGGGGGGGGGGGUUAACCAAGCCAAUGUAAUGUAACUAUUUAAGGUGUUGAUGCUAAAUGCUAAGUAGGAGGGGGAGGAGAGAGACUGUAGGGCUGGGGAAGUUUAGACAGUAAUUAUUGUACAGCACACUAUAUUCAUUUGUGUCGUGUGU
Molecule: messenger RNA, 2292 nt
Organism: Gadus chalcogrammus (walleye pollock)
Lineage: Eukaryota; Metazoa; Chordata; Actinopteri; Gadiformes; Gadidae
Product: guanine nucleotide-binding protein G(q) subunit alpha
Exons: 7
Coding region: 831-1910 (359 amino acids)
Biological process (GO): action potential; phospholipase C-activating dopamine receptor signaling pathway; adenylate cyclase-modulating G protein-coupled receptor signaling pathway
Cellular component (GO): heterotrimeric G-protein complex
Molecular function (GO): GTPase activity; GTPase activator activity; G-protein beta/gamma-subunit complex binding
Source: RefSeq, a predicted model, not a curated record